Messenger RNA from Elephantulus edwardii (Cape elephant shrew), 504 nucleotides. It is a transcript of the gene RGS13, whose product is annotated as regulator of G-protein signaling 13. The coding region runs from base 1 to 504 and encodes 167 amino acids. NCBI's taxonomy places the organism in Eukaryota, Metazoa, Chordata, Mammalia, Macroscelidea, Macroscelididae. The record is from RefSeq and is a predicted model, not a curated record. The transcript is spliced from 4 exons.
AUGAGCAGGUGGACUUGUUGGAUUUGUAAGAUGUGCAGAGAUGAAUCGAAGAGACCCCUUUCCAACCUUACUUUGGAGGAAGCGUUACUGUGGGCCCAAUCUUUUGAAAAGCUGAUGGCUACAAAAUAUGGUCCAGGAGUCUAUGCAGUAUACUUAAAAUCAGAGCACAGUGAAGAAAAUAUUAAAUUCUGGACGGCAUGUGAAACCUACAAGAAGAUUGACUCACGACGGAGCAGAAUUUCUAUGGCAAAAAAACUUUAUGAGAUUUACAUUCAGCCACAGUCUCCUAGAGAGAUUAACAUUGACAGCUCAACAAGAGAAGCCAUCAUCAAGAAUCUUCAAGAGCCCACUCCAACUUGUUUUGCAGAGGCUCAAAGAAUAGUGUACAUGCAUAUGGAAAGGGAUUCAUAUCCCAGGUUUCUAAAAUCAGAAAUGUACCAAAAACUUUUGAAGACUUUGCAGUCUGACAACAAUUCCUAUCCUCCACUGGAAAGGUUAAAUUAA